CCCGCGCGCGUUCCUAGGGCGCCACCUCUUUGCGACUCGCUCACUUCUCCGGCAGGUUUGCCUGCGAGCGUGUGAACAUUCCCCUGCUCGGCUUUCAACUCUCCUCCAACCUGCGCCGCCCGGCCAGCAUGACUCCCCGGCCGUGAAGCGGGGCCGCUGCUGCCCUGCCGCUCGCUCAGGCCGCCGCCGCCCCUCCGCGCCGCUGUUAACCCGCCCUCGCCGCCACCUGGCCCUCCUGAUCGACGACACACGCACUUGAAACUGGUUCCCAGGGUGUGUGGAAUCAACUUUCCGGAAGCAACCAGCCCACCAGAGGAGGUCCCCAGAGAGAGAGGAUACGAUGCUGUGGAGGCUGGUUCAGCAGUGGAGCGUCGCGGUGUUCCUGCUGAGCUACUCGGUGCCCUCCUGCGGGCGCUCGGUGGAGGAGCUCGGCCGCCGACUCAAAAGGGCUGUGUCUGAACACCAGCUUCUCCAUGACAAGGGGAAGUCCAUCCAAGACUUACGGCGACGAUUCUUCCUUCACCAUCUGAUCGCGGAAAUCCACACAGCUGAAAUCAGAGCUACCUCGGAGGUGUCCCCCAACUCCAAGCCUGCUCCCAACACCAAGAACCACCCCGUCCGAUUUGGGACUGACGAUGAGGGCAGAUACCUGACUCAGGAAACCAACAAGGUGGAGACGUACAAAGAGCAGCCACUGAAGACACCCGGCAAGAAAAAGAAAAGCAAGCCUGGAAAACGCAAGGAGCAGGAAAAGAAGAAGCGGCGAACUCGAUCGGCCUGGCUGAACUCGGGCGUGGCUGGGUGUUGGCUGGAAGCGGACCACCUGUCUGACAUCUCCGCGACAUCGCUGGAGCUCAAUUCACGGAGGCAUUGAAAUUUUCAGCAGAGACGUUCAGAAGACAUAUUGCAGGAUUCUGUAAUAAUAAACAUAUGGAAAGUAUUAGAAAUAUUUAUUGUCUGUAAAUACUGUAAAUGCAUUGGAAUAAAACUGUCUCCCCCAUUGCUCUAUGAAACUGCACAUUGGUCAUUGUGAAUUUUUUUUUUUUUUGCCAAGGCUAAUCCAAUUAUUAUUAUCACAUUUACCAUAAUUUAUUUUGUCAACUGAUGUAUUUAUUUUGUAAAUGUGUCUUGGUGCUGCUGAAUUUCUAUAUUUUUUGUAACAUAAUGCACUUUAGAUAUACAUAUCAAGUAUGUUGAUAAAUGACACAAUUAAGUGUCUCUAUAUUGUGGUUGAUUUUAAUGAAUGCCUAAAUAAUUAUCCAAACUGAUUUUCCUCUGCGCAUGUAAAAAUAGCAGUAUUUUAAAUUUGUAAAGAAUGUCUAAUAAAAUAUAAUCUAAAUUA
Balaenoptera musculus (blue whale) is the source of this 1342-nucleotide messenger RNA. RefSeq names its product parathyroid hormone like hormone (gene PTHLH). Gene Ontology annotation, cellular component: extracellular region. Gene Ontology annotation, molecular function: hormone activity; peptide hormone receptor binding. The transcript is spliced from 4 exons. Gene Ontology annotation, biological process: osteoblast development; adenylate cyclase-activating G protein-coupled receptor signaling pathway; regulation of chondrocyte differentiation. Bases 341 to 874 code for a protein of 177 amino acids. NCBI's taxonomy places the organism in Eukaryota, Metazoa, Chordata, Mammalia, Artiodactyla, Balaenopteridae. The record is from RefSeq and is a predicted model, not a curated record.